Molecule: messenger RNA, 981 nt
Organism: Eptesicus fuscus (big brown bat)
Lineage: Eukaryota; Metazoa; Chordata; Mammalia; Chiroptera; Vespertilionidae
Gene: FDX2
Product: ferredoxin 2
Exons: 5
Coding region: 52-624 (190 amino acids)
Biological process (GO): P450-containing electron transport chain; positive regulation of oxidoreductase activity
Cellular component (GO): mitochondrion
Molecular function (GO): 2 iron, 2 sulfur cluster binding
Source: RefSeq, a predicted model, not a curated record
ACUCCAGCUGUUCGUGCCCUGCGCCGAAUCGGCGCUUAUAUUGGGGUAAUUAUGAGUCCGGCUCGCUUGUGCGCUACAGCGCAUGCUCCAUUUCCGGGUCACGUGACGCCUGUCAUGGCCGCCUCCGUGGCCCGGGGCGGCGUGAAUGCUGGGUUCUUGCUGCGAGUGGCCAAAGGUCGCUGGUGGAGCCGUUCUGGGGGCUUUUGGGGAUCCGGGGAGGCGGCGUCACCAGCGACAGCCAGAAAAUUCCGGGUGACAGGCUCGCGCUCGGCGGGGGAGGAAGAACCGAGCGGCCCGGAGCGGCCCGGGGACGUGGUGAACGUGGUGUUCGUAGACCGGUCAGGCCAACGGAUUCCGGUGAGAGGCAGAGUCGGGGAUAAUGUUCUCCACCUGGCCCAGCGCCAUGGGGUGGACCUGGAAGGGGCCUGUGAAGCUUCCCUGGCGUGCUCUACCUGCCAUGUGUAUGUGAGCGAGGACCACCUGGACUUUCUGCCUUCUCCUGAUGAGAGCUGCACCAACGUGCCCACUGCUAACCACUGCCUCCCUCGCCCAGGGAGGAUGACAUGCUGGACAUGGCCCCCCUCCUCCAGGAGAACUCCCGGCUGGGCUGCCAGAUCAUCCUGACACCUGAGCUGGAAGGGGCUGAAUUCACCCUGCCCAAGAUCACCAGGAACUUCUACGUGGAUGGUCACGUCCCCAAGCCGCACUGAUAAUGGGCAGCGGGACCAUCCCGCACACCCAUGGCCCAAGGGCCAGGACUGGAGAAAUAGCCACGUUGCCAGCCCAGCCCAGAGCAUGGACAGACCCGAGAGAGAUGUCAGAAGCACCAAGAAGGCCAAAUGCUUCAGAGAGAUCCCAUGUCCAGGCUCUGGUGGAGACAGGGCCCCUACUGGGGCAGCCUCUCCAAGCCCCGGAGAAUCCGAGUGUGGAAAGGGUUGGAAUCUAAUUAGAGUGACAAUAAAACCAUCUUACAGAACUCCA